CACGCCGUCGGGCCCACCUCUCGGGGCUAGUAUAUCUUCUUCCGUGUUCUUGGCUGAGCGAGCAGGUGGUUGGUGUGCGCGACAGGCCUUGCCGGGAGUCAGCUGAGGAAAAUUUGAAAUACAGCCAUACCCCAUUUUAUUGCACUUCGCAAUUAUCGCGUCUUUUACAAAUUGAAGGUUUGUGGCAACCCUGCAUUGUCAGAUGAUGGUUAACAUUUUUUAGCAAUAUUUUUAAAUUAAGAUUUUCAUGCCAGGUAUAAUGAAGCAGAGGCCAAUGGAAAACUGAAGAAUGUCUGCUAUGUACAGAGGCCAUUGAAACACUUCCUGCAGCUGGAAGACAGCAGCCCCCUGACAGGAGCAUUAUUGCAUUUGGAAUUUCAAGUUUACAGAGGGUCUGCUUCGCAAAGUUGGGCAGACCUAUAGUUUCAAAAACAACUCUCCUUCAACAAGUUCUGUUUCCAAGGAAAGUCUUAACCAUUUGUCCCUUCUGGCGCACCCUCUUCCAUUGAAAUCCAUGCAGAAUAGACCAGAGAUGGGCAGCAGUGAACCUGUUCCCAUUGCAGAAAGUGACAAGAGGAAGAAGAAGAAGCGGAAGGCCCGGGCCACUGACUCCUUGCCAGGAAAGUUUGAAGAUACGUACAAACUGACCUCUGAGCUGCUUGGAGAGGGAGCCUAUGCCAAAGUUCAAGGUGCCGUGAGCCUGCAGAGUGGCAAGGAGUAUGCUGUCAAAAUCAUUGAAAAACAUGCAGGACACAGUCGGAGUAGGGUAUUUCGGGAGGUGGAGACGCUGUAUCAGUGUCAAGGAAACAAGAACAUUUUGGAGCUGAUUGAGUUCUUUGAAGACGACACAAGGUUUUACUUGGUCUUUGAGAAAUUGCAAGGAGGCUCCAUCCUGACCCACAUCCAGAAGCAGAAGCAAUUCAACGAGCGAGAAGCCAGCCGAGUGGUGCAGGAUGUCGCCGCAGCCCUUGACUUCCUGCACACCAAAGGCAUUGCUCACCGCGAUCUGAAGCCAGAAAAUAUAUUGUGUGAAUCUCCAGAAAAGGUGUCUCCGGUGAAAAUCUGUGACUUUGACUUGGGCAGUGGGGUGAAACUGAACAACUCCUGCACCCCCAUAACCACACCAGAGCUGACCACUCCAUGUGGCUCUGCAGAAUAUAUGGCCCCUGAGGUGGUAGAAGUCUUCACGGAUAAGGCCACUUUUUACGACAAGCGCUGUGACCUGUGGAGCCUGGGUGUGGUCCUCUACAUCAUGCUGAGUGGCUACCCGCCCUUUGUGGGUCACUGCGGAGCCGACUGUGGCUGGGACCGGGGAGAGGUCUGCACAGUGUGCCAGAACAAGCUGUUUGAGAGCAUCCAGGAAGGCAAGUAUGAGUUUCCUGACAAGGACUGGGCUCAUAUCUCCAACGAGGCCAAAGACCUCAUCUCCAAGCUCCUGGUUAGAGACGUGAAACAGAGACUGAGUGCCGCCCAAGUUCUGCAGCACCCGUGGGUGCAGGGGCAAGCUCCAGAAAGGGGACUCCCCACGCCGCAAGUCCUCCAGAGAAAUAGCAGCACAAUGGACCUGACGCUCUUUGCGGCUGAGGCCAUCGCCCUUAACCGCCAGCUGUCUCAGCACGAGGAGAAUGAACUGGCGAAGGAGUCGGAGGCGCUGGCCGAGGGCCUCUGCUCCGUGAAGCUUUCCCCUCCCUCCAAGUCACGCCUGGCCCGCCGGAGGGCGCUGACCCAGGCAGGCCGCAGUGGAGACACGCAACCGAGCCCGACACCCACAGAGCUCUGUCCCACUCCGGGCCCCAGGCCUGGCCCCUCUGGAAACCUGUGAGGGGCCUGCUCUGCGGCUCCAUCCAGGCCUUUUCAUCCACAAAGGCUCUCGUCCUCCUUUCCCCAGAGUCCUCAAGGAAAAAGCUUUUUCCUAAGGGGUUGUCUUUGAAAGGGAAAACUAUCACUUGUCACUUUGCAUAAUUGCCUGCAGCAGGGACAUCUCUUUACUGGGCUCCUGCCCACCUGCUCACCCGCCUGCGGAUUGAGGAUCCAGCCCAGCCCGCUCUCACCGGCUGGGGCUGUGGCCUUCAGGGAGCCAGCCUUGAGAAGCGUCGGUUGACAGAGGCUCUUCCCUCUCCCUGCACUGUCACCCCCCUCUGGCGGUCCUUCCACCUUCCUCUGUCCUCCGGACGUCCUCCCCCGUGGCUGAGGGAAGCCAUCCCCUCGAUUCAGGGAACGGCAGGGAGCCUUCUGCAUUCAGGAAGCCAGAUCCGUCUUCCAGUCGAUAGCUCAGAGAAGCACAUAAUCUUUCUUUGCCAUGACCAAAAUGUGUCCGUCAUUUAUCAUCCUCUGCCUUGUUUGGGAUUGCUGCUGAAGUCAGUAUUAUUUCGUGUUUUACAAUAUUUGGCAUUUUUUCUAACCGUGCUCUUCCGACAAAGAUGAGACUUUAAACUCCCACUGUGAGCCCGUGGACUUUCCAGAGCUCUUAGGGUUCAUUCUUCUCUCCUGAAUUUCCAUGCAUUUGGAAGGUUUUAAUGAGCUAUUUCCUAUUACUCUAACUGGUUUUAAGCUGUUCAGAUGAUGAGUGACUUAGAGACCAGUGUGUCUGCUGCUACCUUCCUCGAGCCUGGUGUGGAGGGCAGCGCAGGUCUGGGGCACUGAGGAGCUCUGUGCCUGAGGUGGAGCCAGUCCGGAGCCUGCCCAGCCACCCUGGUCUGAGCCGUGUGGUGCCUUCUGCUGGGGAGCUGAUAGCUGAGCAUCAGCGGAGCUGCUUAGUUACCUAAGAAAAUCGAUUUGCAUAUGUCAGAUGUUUUUGCAACACAAGGAUGCUAUUAUGCAUUGUGCUUAUUUUAAUAAAACUGUUUUAAAUUCUA
Aethalodelphis obliquidens (Pacific white-sided dolphin) is the source of this 2855-nucleotide messenger RNA. It is a transcript of the gene MKNK1, whose product is annotated as MAPK interacting serine/threonine kinase 1. Gene Ontology annotation, molecular function: protein kinase activity; ATP binding. The transcript is spliced from 15 exons. Bases 515 to 1822 code for a protein of 435 amino acids. The record is from RefSeq and is a predicted model, not a curated record. Gene Ontology annotation, biological process: protein phosphorylation. Lineage: Eukaryota; Metazoa; Chordata; Mammalia; Artiodactyla; Delphinidae.